Dalotia coriaria is the source of this 6205-nucleotide messenger RNA. It is a transcript of the gene Axud1, whose product is annotated as AXIN1 up-regulated 1. The transcript has 4 exons. NCBI's taxonomy places the organism in Eukaryota, Metazoa, Arthropoda, Insecta, Coleoptera, Staphylinidae. Gene Ontology annotation, biological process: regulation of transcription by RNA polymerase II. The record is from RefSeq and is a predicted model, not a curated record. Gene Ontology annotation, molecular function: sequence-specific DNA binding; DNA-binding transcription factor activity, RNA polymerase II-specific. The coding region runs from base 1089 to 3440 and encodes 783 amino acids. Gene Ontology annotation, cellular component: nucleus.
CUUUAUGCCACCGCUUUGCCCGUCGACCGUCGUACGGUACGUAAUACUCGCUGCUCGAUGGUAGUGGUUCGACGCGACUGCCGAGAGCUUCAGUCGAUUCGCGGCGCUUCGUUUGUGCGCUUUAUCUGAGAAAACCCUGAACCGAGUACUCAAAACAUCACAAAACAAAAAAAAAACAAGUGAAUAAUCAACUGAUAAUAAUAAAAAAAAUUAUCUAUGAAAAUAGUAAAAUACGUAAAAUUUCGCCAAAUAAUUAAAAAAUAAAUUUGAAUUUUGUUUUCAUACCGUACCAAAUUGAUCAGUGCGUAAUCUGCGCGAUGUCGGCGUGAUCGGGUGAAUAAUGUCAUCGUUUGAAUGUUCGCGCGUUCGGAUUGGCCGACCGACAGGACGACGACGACGACGAUGUGAGUGCGUUCCUGUGCGUUCAGUGUCGACCGCUUUCGACAACAAUCGAAUGAAAUAACUGACUCUGCGCUGCUGCUGCUGCUGCCCACACUCACCGUGUGUGUGCAGCUUCGAAUGUUGCUGUUGCCAAUAGCAACACGUUCGGGGAAAAAAAUAUCAACCAGGCAAGAAACAAGUGAGCGUCGGCCGUAUUACAAUCGACGUGUCUCACUCUUACCCAUUGAUGUGUAACAGCUUGUUGCUUGUUGUGUGCAUGUGUGACGCGUCGAAACGUUGAAAGUUCUCCGCGCGUACGCCACACACACAACACAAGCGCAUUCGACGAUUGGAGGAGUGUUGAAGUUCUAUUUUCGCGUGCAAAUGCGCUCGACGUAGCCAGUGUACGCUGCGUACGUUGUAUGUAAAUACAGCGAAACGAUUCGGAAAAGAAGCAGAAAUCAUAAUACGCGAUGGGUCGUCACUGAAGCGCGUCCCGCCGGAUCGGCAGGAAAUCGUCGCGCGCCCGAACCUUGAAUUAAUUAAUUGAUUUUGUUGUGCGCGCGCUGAGAAAACAAAAACUAUCACCGCGGCGCUGAGUUUGGAAUUUGCCGCAACAGCUGUAGUGAAGUGCGCGUGGGCGUGCGCAGGUUUUGUCACAAAUUUUAUCGCCGAUUACCGAGUUGUAUUGAUGAUAACAGUACACAAUGUCGAUUGAGAUAAAAGGAGAAACCUUCGCGAAUCUCGAGAGUCAACAACAAAACGCCGAAAUGGGUGCGUCCGGCACGAAGCAACUUUACAAUGGGAUCCCCCCAGGUUUACAAGACGAUGCAACGGAGGCGCUGCACAUCGUCAGCGAGACGCUGGACGACAUCGUCAAUGCUGUCACCAAACGCGCGCUUGACAAUUCUUUAGAUAAUGAAAACGACAACAGUACAAACGCAAACGAUUCUAAACUCAUUCCCUACAAGGAGCCACAAUCAAACGACGAUCUGCUUUUGGGCAGCGUGGAUGGCGAAGACUCCGCUACCGAAAGCCUGCCCGUUGAAGAGACCUGUAUCGAGGAACCGCAUGAUCGCAGUGAUGGUUCCGAUUCCGGUCUCGGGUUGGAAUUGUGCGAUGAACGCCCCAAUAGUGAUUCUAAUACGGUCACCAACUCGACGCUUGGUGAAAGUGACAGUGAGACAUCCUUCCUUGAUAGGUUGGACCCAUCAGAUCCCGUCGAGGAUAAAACUGAUGAUUUAUUACUGAAAGCGAAGAAUAUCGGAGAUGAUAUCAGCGCUAUUCUGGAUGAGGCGAAGGUAAAGGUACCUGUGCCCAUCAUGCCGAUCAAGAGUAGUUUAAAGCGGAAGCUGCAUGUUGAUGUUGAUCAGCCAACUGAUGCUGUAGAUGGUGCUCCCAAGUGCAAGAAGAAGCGCGGGAUUACUUUCGACAGUGUUACAGUGUUUUAUUUUCCUAGGGCGCAGGGUUUUACUUGCGUCCCUUCUCAAGGUGGAUCCACUCUCGGAAUGGGUGCGCAGCACUCGUAUUCUAAGAAGUUUUCCAUUGCUGAACAUGCGUUGGAACAGAGGAGGAUCCACCGGCAGUUGUUGCAACAAUUGAGGUCAGAGAGACAAGUCACCACAGGUGCUGGUAUGGGUUCGUCAAGUGACGAUAGUGAUUCAGAAGAGGAACCUUCGGAUGUGUCCGAAUCGGAGUUGGAUUUGGACAAUUAUUACUUUCUACAACCUGUGCCAACUCGUCAACGCAGGGCAUUAUUGAGAGCUGCAGGUGUGCGCAAGAUUGACUCCAUGGAGAAGGACGAAUGCAGAGAUAUUAGGACUUCCAGGGAGUUUUGUGGAUGUGGAUGCAAAGGAUAUUGUGAUCCAGACACGUGUUCCUGCAGUCAAGCGGGGAUCAAAUGUCAAGUGGACAGAUUAAACUUUCCGUGUGGAUGUUCACGUGAUAAUUGCGGGAACUCCAGCGGGCGAAUUGAGUUCAACCCUGUGAGGGUGCGCACGCACUUUAUACAUACCCUCAUGAGGUUGGAGUUGGAAAAGAAGCAGAAGUCCGAAGAGGAGGCCGAGAAUAAGAAGUGGAUGGAGAGCGAGCGGUUGGCUACGCCGUAUUGUGCGUCUACGAGUGGGCGGAGUGGACCAAAAGAUCCGAAUGAGCCGAAGGCACAUUCAUCGCAGCAUCAACACCACCAACACCAGCACCCGCAUCAAAAGUAUUUAAAUCCGCAUGGAGAUGCCGUAGAUGGUGGUGUUCACGAUGGCGGAUUUACUAAUCUACAUUAUGGAGCUCCUGGCGAAUGUCCUGGACCCGGCGUCAAUUGUCUACCGCAUCCCUCAUCUGGUUUUGCAAACUUGCCCACGCGGGAAGACUCCUUGGACCUGUACACCUUCAGAGAAGACUGCUACCAAGACAAGCAACAGCAACAUUUUCCUGUACCCACACCACCGGCAAACUUUCAUUUUGGUCAAACCUCGACCGAGCAGAGAUUUACCAGUGAGGUUGGUUUUCCGUACCAUGGUCAUCAUCAUCAGCAUCUUCUCUCUGGGCAAGCGCAACACCAACAUCAACAACACCAGCAUCAAACACCUCAAACUGGAAGCUAUCCGGUGUUUAAUGAUUUUAAUACUGUACCGGUUUUCAAUCCUUACGGCCACUAUCAACCUGAGUUUACCACCAAUGCACAACAACUACCAGCAACCAGCAGCAACUCAGGGAAGUGUCUUGACCUAAUGACGAAACCCUCAGAGACCAAUUUCGGCAACUUCGAACCCGAACAACAGCAAUACACCAAUUUGAGCACGGUCGGUGCGAACAACAAGUCGAUCGAGUCCUUCUCCGACCUGCUAAACGCGCGCUACGCUGGCGCAAGCGCAGUAAGCGGUUAUCCCGCCUACGAAGACUUUAAUCACAUCCAAGAGGCGACGCCAACCCUUACCGAAAGCAUCAAGGACGAUCAUGCCUCCACCAGUAAUGAUGUUAAUGUUACGAGUGAGAACGAAAACGAGAACGACAAUUUCGGCGAGAUUAUUAAGAAAUCAAUCGUCGAAACGGUGUCGGCGUAAAAACUUAUAUACAAUGAUAAUGAAAAUUUACAAUGUGUCGCGCAUGCGCAAUGAAGUUUUAAUGGCGAUUAUUGUACAUAACCAAUCUUAACCGAACCUAACCAAGAAAUGUCAAUUUUUAUUUUAGGCAUGUGCGUUUACUUUUUCGACACAUUGCAGGCAACCACCAUCAAAUGUUUUGUAAGAUAUUAACUAUAAUCAUAAAUGAAAACAAGUACGUUAAUUAAAUUGUAAAAUGACGGACAUUCGCCGAUUGCAGAGCAAAGGAUACGCGUUUCAUCUUUUAUCUAUUUGUAUAUUGAGAUAUCAUUUUUAUUGCAAUAUUGAAACGAAAUGAAUUAUUGUUUGUUUUCUGUUGAAAGCGCGGAUUCUUUGCGUCGCGCCAUAAGAUAAAAUUAAACAUAUACAAGAAGUAAUAAAGUCCGUCACUAAACUAAUAAAUUAAACAAAUAUAUAAACAAUUACUAACUAUGAGGAUACUUAAACAAUUAUUAUUAUAUUUAUAAACGACUAAUUAUUGAAUAAUAUAUAUGAGAUUCUUAUUAGAUGAUGAUGGAAAUGAAGACCGCGGAAAUGUUUCGAGUUGAGGUGGCGAAGAGAGUUUGCAGAGAGUGCUAAAUGAAGCAAAAGCAACAAAUAAUACGUUCCAAUAUUAUUAUUAUAUGAAUAACUAUUAUUAUAUUAUGAAUUGAUUAUGAAAUAUUAUAAUAUUAUUAUUUAUUAUUAUGUAAAUUGAAUUUAUAUAUUAAAAUGAAGAAAACGUAGGCAAAAUACUACAUACUAGAGCAAAAAACAGAAAAUGAAAAUGUUUUAAUAAAUGUUGUGAAAAGAAAGCAUUGCUUUUGCAUAAAACACUCUGUACACAGAUCACGAACAUCAAGGAGAAGACGAACAGCGUCAGGAAACUUUGCUCUGCAGCUGUAUUUCUGAAUCUAGAGCAUGCCGCUCAUAAAAUUGCGUUGUAUACAACCGAACACACGAAAUUAUAGAAACAGUGGCAGGAACGUUAUGCCAUUAUGUUUUAUGUCGGAUUAUUUUUGUUUUUACAUUGCAACGCCAUCUAAACUUUAAUUUUAGAGUUACAUGUUUGAUUUUAUAUUUUGUUUCAUAAAAAUUUAACUGUCACCGCGUUAUUUCGCUGUAUCAUUUACAAUUUUUUUCAAAUGGUGGUCCAAAGCAGAACCCUUGAAGAGGAUGCGAAACAAUGGCGGAAAACCUCUAUAGUUCAUCCGCGGAACAAUAUAAUAAUAAAAAAAGUGCGGAAGGUUUUCGUGCCAAGCUACGAAAAAGAGUAUGAAACAAAUAUGUAUAAAUUAUUAUCGUACGCUUAUCAGCGCGAAUGGGAGAAAGAAAGAAACGAUGAUUUUCGUAUCACAGCCGCGAAGAAUUCCACGCCUGAACACGAAAUACUGCACAGGAAAGUGUUCAAGAAGAAGAGCUACUACACUGGAAAGAAACCACUACCGAUUAUUACGUUAAAAAGAUUCGCGAACGUUUUGGGCAAAGUGGAUACGAACCUGGGCCGGCCGCACACGGAGGAAUGAUAUUUAAUUAGGGUGCGCUCAUUUAUUAUGCCAUCACCGCGAGGGGGAUACACUUUGGCACGAAGUACACCUACUACCACCUACACGAAGAGCGAGCGUGCACGUUCUGAGACGCGCGCGGAAUAUCAAUAAUCUUUACGAACGUGAGGCAUGGUAAUAAACAUAUACGAUGUACGAGAUGGCACAAAUGCGUGUGUUAUUUGUAGUUGUAUAAACGAGUGAAUUAAAUUUGCGCAUGCGCAGCUAGUGAAUCAAAUUUAUCUAAUGUUAAUGCAUACUAAUUGAAAUUUAAGUUUAAAUUUAUAUCAUGUGAAUUCAAAACUAAGCGCCUUCUGUGCGGAGGAAGUUUCCUUCGUGUUGUAAUGCAGCGUUGGUAAACUUUGUAGAGCAAACAUGAAUUUGGGUGUAUGCGACAGUUCGCCGCGCGACUUUUCUCCGCGGUCAAUUCUCCACCAGAUAUUGUUUUUUUUUUUGCGUGGAAUUAGAUAAAGUCAAUGUAAAUAGAUAAUAACUACUAUUGGGGUAGUGACGGGAUGCAAAUCACAUAAGAUGAGGUAGUUUAUGAUAAAGUAGUAGUUCAUUCACAUAUUCUUUACAUUUAUUAUUUUAAAUAAAUUUUGCCUAACAUUUCAAUCGCGAAAUGAGAUAAAGUGGACAUGUGUUGAUAAAAUGCGCUGCCAUGGCCCAUGUUUACAAAACAUUGCAACAACGAUAUGAUCGCGGGAAUAUUUUAAUUUAUAACGGACAUUCUAGCGACAUCUCGGAAAGAUUUUAAGAGUUCAGUUUGAAAUCGUCUGCUAGUGUUAUUGAAUCGGGCCACGAAGUAUAGAUAAAAGGAGUCCGAACGGUAUAGGCUUUUUCGUCGUAGUCAUGGUUCACAAUUAUAUACAAAGCUAAUAGUUCACCUUUCUGCCACUGGGUGCGCUUGAAUCACUAGUGAAUCGAUGUACGUUGGUUCGUGUUCAUAGCAACAUUGAGACAAUUUGUUUACAUGACGUUCCUGUGUUUAGAUACUUCGUGAUUAUUAUUACACGUGAACACGUGCUGGUUUGUGAAUGUUUAAUUGAAUUCAAUUAAAUUUAAAAAUACAUUUUUUAAUAAUGCGAGGACAUUUUCUAGCCAAAUGUUUCAACAAAUGUGCUACCGAGAGGACAGUUAAAACUAAAAAAUGCCGGAAGCUAUCUAAAUUAUAUUAAUAAAAAUUAAAGCAAUUUGUAUUUA